Chlorella variabilis is the source of this 3183-nucleotide messenger RNA. RefSeq lists its product as hypothetical. Gene Ontology annotation, biological process: mRNA 5'-splice site recognition; RNA processing. Gene Ontology annotation, molecular function: RNA binding. The record is from RefSeq and is a predicted model, not a curated record. The transcript has 9 exons. NCBI's taxonomy places the organism in Eukaryota, Viridiplantae, Chlorophyta, Trebouxiophyceae, Chlorellales, Chlorellaceae. Bases 1 to 3183 code for a protein of 1060 amino acids.
AUGCGGGGCUCCGCAGGGAGGCGGCGUGGCCCUGGGCAGCCGGACGGCCCAUUUGCUGGGCUGCACGACUCGCAGGGCCCCGAGGGCCUGUCCAUCUUUGGCGUGCCGGCCGAGAUCUUCUGCGACGCGGCGGCGGCGGCUGAGCUGGAGGAGGGCAGCCACCUGGUGCCGUGCUGGGGCGACCCGGAUGACCUGACAGACAGAUGGGACGCUCGGCUGCUGCUGGAUCCGCUCUCGCUGGCGGCCUCGGCGCGGCAACGCCGCCAGCCCCCCUCCAGCGCCGCGGCGGAGGAGGCGGCGGCGCUGGCGGCGGCAGGCGCCAGCUGGGAGGAGCUGGAGCGAGAGCGGUACAGGGACUUGGACCCCUCUCGGGAGCAUGAGCUGCAGCGGCACGGCCGCCUGCUGCCACCAGCGGGUCGCAUGUACUUUUCUGGGGCCAGAGAGGGCGACGAUCAGGCGGAGGAGGGGUACCAGGGAGCGCUGCCGCCGCCCGGCCUGCCACCGCCAGCCGCGUCACGCUUUGCCGCGGUGGCCCAUGAUUACAGCGGCGCUCGGGAUGGUGGCGGUACGGGGCAGUACGCUGCCGUGGGUUUCAGCUACGGGGAUGCCACCAUCGAGCAGGAGGCUCAGGACAGCGUGCAGCAGCAGCAGCAGCAGCAGCCGGCAGCGCUGCCGCCAGCAGCGCCGGACGAGCCCUUCGUCCCACCCUUUCUGGUCCCGCAGCGGCUGCGGGGCCACCUGCCCGCCGGCCAGCGGCAGUACAAGGUGAUACUCCAGACGGCCGGGUUUGUGCGGGACGGCGGGCAGCAGCUGGAGGUGCUGCUGCGGUUGAGGCAGGCGGGCGACCCCACCUUUGAGUUCCUGGAGCCCGGCAGCAGGUUGCACCCCUUCUACAGGUGGCUGCUGGAAAGCAAGCCAGCAGGUGUGGCAGAGAUCAAUGCGGCUCCCGGCGCGCAGCCAGCGCCGCCUGCGCCAGCACCAGCACCAGCAGCAGCAGGCCACGCGGCAGCUUCUGCCCAGCAGCAGGAGCAGCAGCAACAGCAGGAGGAGGAGGAGCAGAAGGAGGAGGAGGAGGCGGUGCAAGGCCCCGAGUUUGGUCCGUCGGUGCAGCCGCCGCCGGAUGCCCUGCAGCUGCUCGGGCAGUAUGGAGACAGCUGGCAGCAGCAGACGCCAGAGGAGCAGGCUGGCGAGGCGCGGCAGCAGCAGCAGCAGCAGCAGCAGCAGCAGCAGCGCCCAGGCUCGGCAGCGGGCGGCCGGCCCUCAACCGCAGCGGCAGCUGCAGGCGAGGCGGCGGGAGAGCGCCCGGAGCAGCCUGCGGCCCCGCGGCCGGCAGGCGAGGCUGCGGAGGAGCACGAGGAGCAGCCACCGCCCAGAGGCCUGCCAGCAGACGCCUGGGCGAUCAUGCGCAAGCUGGUGCAGUUCAUUCAGAAGAACGGCGCCACCUUCGAGGCCGUGGUGCGGGCGCGCGAGGCCCGCAACCCGCGAUUCGCCUUUUUGCACCCCACCCACCGCCACCACCGCCACUACAGGGAGCUGCUUGGGGCGGCGCUUGGGCGGGAAGAGGCCGACGCUGUGCUGGCCGCGGCGGCGGCGGCGGCAGAGGCGGCCGAGGAGCGGCGGCUGGCGGCGGUGCUGGUGCGCUCCGCGGUGGCCUCAGCCGUCGCGAACGCGGAGCUGGAGGCGGCGGCGGCGGCGGCCGCCGCCAGCGCGGCACCAGGCGGGGCCGGCCGGCAGCCCAGCUGGCACUACCAGGCCGCCGCGGCUCCUGCCGCCAGCGCCGCUCCCUCGCCUGCUGCGCCGCCGCCCCCGGCAGCGGCUGCAGCGGAGCUCCCCGGCGGCGUGCUGCCGCCCUGGCUGCUGGACAAGAAGGCAGCCGCGGGUGCCGCCCUGAAACUGAAAGCCAAUCCAGCCAUCGCAGGCAGCGUGCAGCCGCGGCCAAAGAAAGCGGCGGCAGCCGCGGCGGAUGCGGCAGCUGCCGAGGAGCAGGACGGCGAGGGGCAGGUGGAGCGGCAGGAGCAGGGAGUGGAGGAGACGGCGCGGGCCGAGGCGGCCGCUGCUGCUGCGGAGGCCGCGGCUGCCGCUGCGAAGGCGGAAGCUGCUGCGGCGGCUGCCGAGGCGGCAGCCCGCCAGGAGGCUGAGCUGGAGGAGCAGCGCAAGGCGGAGCGCCGCAGGCGGGCGCGCGAGCUGCUGGCGCAGCGGCAGCAGCAGCAGGCGCUGGAGGCGGCGCGGCAGCGCCAGCGCCAGCUGGCCGAGAUUGCGCAGCACCGCCGUGCGUUCUUGGGCGGGGACGACGCCCCUGCAGCAGAGGCGCCGGCGCCGGGGGCUGCUGCCGGCCGCCCAGCGGCGCAGCCUGCCGUGGAGAGCUUGGAGGAUCUGGCGCUCAGGCUGCGCUUGCGGCGGGCGGCAUCCAACGACGCGCUGCUGGCCGGCGGCGCCAGCGCCGCGCCUGGCGCUGCUGCAGCGCCAGCCCCGCAAGCCGCGUGUCGGCCACAGCCGGAAGAAGCGCUGGCGCAGCACCGGGCAGCGUUUGCUGCGGGGCCCGAUGAGCCUGAUGCUGCAAGCAAUUGGGGCGGCGUCCAGGAGGCAGCAGCACCAGCAGCAGCACCAGCAGGAGCAGCAGCAGCAGCCACCGGGGCCGCUCCCACCAACCUGCAGCGCAUCCGGGAGCGCAUUGCUGCCGCCAAAGCCGCAGAGGCGGCAGACGCGCAUCCGAUUGAGGCUCCUGAGGCUGAGCGGGCUGCGUCAAGAGACGGCAGCGGCAGCAGCAGCAGCGAAGGCAGCGGCAGGCGGGAGCGCAGCCGCAGCCGACACUCGCGGCAGCGGCGGCGCGGCAGCCGCAGCCGCAGCCGCAGCAGGGAGCACAAGCGGCAUAAGAAGCGGCACCGCCGCCGUGCCAGCCGCAGCCGCAGCCGCAGCCGCAGCCGCAGCCGCAGCCGCAGCCCCAAGGGGCGCAAGCGUGGCAGCAGGCGGCGCAAGCGCAGCAACCGCAGCCGGGAGCGGGAGCGCAGCAGGAGCAGGAGCCGCAGCGUGCGCAGCCGCAGCCGCAGCAGGAGCAAGGCGGCGCCACCACGGGGCGGCGGCAAUGGGGACAGCGGCGGGGUAGGACCGGCUGCCGCCGCUACAGCGGCACCCAGCGCCAGCGUGCUGGCACGUGUGCGCUCUGCCCUGCAAAGCAUCAAAUGA